AAGAAGGUUAUAGCGACCCCCACCCCCAGAAACAAUCCGAGAUUCCGAGAUCUUGGCGAUGCCUCGGGCGUGCACGGGCCAGUUUUCGGAAUGGAUCCGAAGAGCUACAUCAUUUAUCCUUGCCCAUGUUUGACGCACUUCUUCGACAACUCCCUCUCGUCUUUGAUGUUGUUGCGACUGGGCAUAAAGUCCUCGAAUCAUCUUUUCCGCGCUCCAACUGCGUCCAAUCUCUAUCGUAAUCCCUGCAACAUGUCGACUUCCGAUACGAACAAGCGGGAAAGCGUCAUGCCCGAAGGCUCCACGACAAACGAUGAAUCCACAAACAAAACAUCCCCGAAUGGACCGCAAAGAAACGUGGAUCCUUCUUCUAGCAAACGCCCAAAUGCGUUCACAGAACUCAUGUCCGCGUGGAAGAAGCCCAAAUCCAACACUGCAAUCGCUGCAGAAGACGCGCCCUCGCGAUCCAAAUCCCGCCCGUUCGACUACAAGGACGGUCUCGGCAUCUACAUACAGCACCCAGAAAAAAACCCAGAAGGCAGGGUUGUAGAAUAUGACGACGAUUGGGUAGUCAUCAACGACAAGUUCCCAAAAGCGAGUGUCCACCUUCUCCUCCUCCCACGCGACCCUUCUAUCGCGAAACAACACCCCCUAACUUACUUGUCAACCCACCCCGAGUUCCUCUCCAAACUGCGCACACGAGCAGCUCAGGUGGCACGCCUCGCGGCCUCGGAACUGCGCCGCCAAUACGGCCGCGACAGCGCAUCGGAUGCGCCCUACCAAUCAGCCCUCGAAUCUCUCAUAUCCUCCCCCGAACCCCCAACUCUCGCAACCCCGGACGACGCUUCCGCUGCUCAGCUCCCGCAAGGCCGCGACUGGAUGGCGGAUAUACUGGUGGGUGUCCACACGCAUCCGUCGAUGAGCCAUAUGCAUGUACAUGUGCUGUCGAGGGAGGCCGUGUCGCCGUGGAUGAAGCAUAAGAAGCAUUAUUUGAGCUUCCAUUCGCGGUUUUGGGUUGGAUUGGAUGAAUUCCCGUUGAAUGAGGGUGGGCAGGCAAAUCUGAAGUUGGGAGAUUGGCCGAGCUGGGAUAUGCUGUGUUGGAGGUGUGGAGAGAACUUUGGGAAUCGGUUCGCCAAGCUGAAGAGGCAUCUCGAUGAUGAAUUUGAGGUGUGGAAGAAGGAGUAG
Periconia digitata is the source of this 1182-nucleotide messenger RNA. Lineage: Eukaryota; Fungi; Ascomycota; Dothideomycetes; Pleosporales; Periconiaceae. The record is from the annotation of a GenBank genome assembly.